Neoarius graeffei (lesser salmon catfish) is the source of this 4730-nucleotide messenger RNA. RefSeq names its product wingless-type MMTV integration site family, member 9A (gene wnt9a). The transcript has 4 exons. Gene Ontology annotation, cellular component: extracellular region. Bases 52 to 1137 code for a protein of 361 amino acids. Gene Ontology annotation, biological process: canonical Wnt signaling pathway; multicellular organism development; neuron differentiation. Gene Ontology annotation, molecular function: cytokine activity; frizzled binding. The record is from RefSeq and is a predicted model, not a curated record. Lineage: Eukaryota; Metazoa; Chordata; Actinopteri; Siluriformes; Ariidae.
GGAGCAGGAGCUCAGACGGAGCGCGAUGGUCUGCUGCAGAGACGCUGCAAAAUGCCGGAUGGACGAGUCACCGUGCGGGCAUGGAACACUCUCACUCUCAUAGCAGCACUGUGCAGCCUCCCGCCCCCGUCCCACGCCUACUUCGGGCUGACGGGGAAUGAGCCCCUGUCCAUCCUACCUCUGAGCUUCCAGCCCGAGGACGGACCAGCGAGGGCACACUACAAACUCUGCGACCGGCUCAAGCUGGAGAAGAAGCAGCGCAGGAUGUGCAGACGAGACCCGGGUGUGGCUGAGACACUCAUGGAGGCAAUCAGCCUCAGCGCACUCGAGUGUCAGUACCAGUUCCACUUCGAGAGGUGGAACUGCACCUUAGAGGGGCGCUACCGAGCAAAUAUAUUAAAAAGAAGUUUUAAAGAGACGGCGUUCCUCUACGCAAUCUCCUCAGCUGGGUUGACACACGCCAUGGCUAAAGCAUGCAGUGCAGGACGGAUGGAACGCUGCACCUGUGACGAGGCUCCUGACCUGGAGAACCGAAAGGCUUGGCAGUGGGGGGGCUGCGGGGACAACCUCAAAUACAGCAACAAGUUUGUCAAGGACUUUCUGGGCAAGAGGUCCAACAAGGACCUGCGCGCUCGCGUUGACAUGCACAACAGCCAUGUUGGCAUGAAGGUCAUUAAAGCUGGUGUGGAUACCACCUGUAAGUGCCACGGCGUGUCAGGCUCAUGCACAGUGCAGACGUGUUGGCGUCAGCUUGCGCCGUUCCACAAAAUCGGCAAGGUGCUAAAAUCGCACUAUGAGAAAGCAGUCAAGGUAGCCAGCGCCACCAACCAGGCGAAAGGUGAGGGCGAGCUGCCCUAUACGCCACCUCACACCCGAGCCGUGCCUUUCUCACGCACCUUGAACCUGCUGCACAUCGAGGACUCGCCCAACUUCUGCGAGCCCAGCGUGUACUCGGCAGGGACGGAAGCACGGAAGUGCCACAAGGACAAAAACUGCGACGCCAUCUGCUGUGGGCGUGGCCAUAAUACACAGAGCCGUGUGCUGACGCGGCCGUGCCAAUGCCAGGUGCGCUGGUGCUGCUAUGUCGAGUGCAAGCAGUGCACACAAAAAGAGGAAGUGUAUACUUGCAAGGGGUAAAAAGGACAAAAAAAAAAUAAAAAUACCCCAUCAACAAUACCAAAUGGUCAACGAGGGUUUCUGAGCCUGACUGGAAAAGUGACGGACGGUUGGUCGGACACUUUGGGACCAAAACAAAGAGCAUUCAUUUCUCUCUUCUGUCUCACAUCGAGGGAUUUUAAGAUUUUUGGAGAAACUUGCAGGGACUUUUUCCUUUGAUGCUCCGGAAACCUUCAGAAAAUUAACUAGGAGAGAAAAGGUGGCUCAUAUGUCACGAGGCCGCACCAUUUUUUUUUUUUUUGUGUGUGUGUGUGUGUGUGCUUGCAUGCUAGCAUUACAAAAUAAGAAAAAAUCCUGACAGGGGUGUGAGAUUUGUUUGAGAAGCACAUACCUUCUUCACCCACACUACAGUGUGUAUAUGCACCGUGUACAUAGAUUAAAUUGUAUUAUAAUUAUUUUAUAUAUAUAUAUAUAAAUAUAUAGAUAUAUAUUCACACCACUUAUCAUUAUGUUAAAAAAAAUUCUAAUUAUAACCACUAAGCACACCUGUGUGCUCUUGUUCACUUCGAUUUUCUUCAAUUUCUUCUGACAAGGCCCUUUAAAAUCAAAGCAGAAACAUGACCGAGCUUCACAGGACGAAUUAUAAACGUAUCAAUCCCCAGAUCAUACCGUAGUUUCGUCUUUUUUUUUAAUGUUAACGUGAUAUAAAACUUUUAUAUCUUCAGAAAUUACAUGGACAAGUUCCUCUUACACUAAAUGUAGUCAACCAGCCUGGACUGUGAAACCUGUUAGCUUUAAACGUCUAAUAAUUGUUCUUGUCGCUUUAGAAAACUACAAAACUAUCAAAGCAAAGCUUGCACAGCGAAACCAUCUCAGCUGACUGACUACGUCUGGAGUAACCGGGACACUGCAGACAUUGAUUCUUUUGUCCAAAUAAUCACUUUAAAAUAGUUUUACUUCACAAUUAUUAGCAUUCAGGGAAUCUUCUAUAAAACCACUAUCUACGGUAUGUGAUCCAUCAUAACUGCGGACUCGUUGCUCAGGAAGCAAUCUGACCGUUUUCACCAGAGCCUGAAUAGACAGCACUUCCACUGACAUCAAGGCUAUGACCCAAAUGCUAGCGUGCACGAAACAAACAUGGGCGUUUAUUUUAAUUUAUGCUCCAAUGACAACGGACAAGAGGCUAGCUAAUGACUGACGAUGGCUCAGUUAGCUAGCAAGCAGCUGUAGAAUUGAGACACCAUUUCCUUUCGACGUUUUAGUAAUAAGAUGAAAAAGAUGAUUAAAUUACUCCACGGUUACACAUAGCAGACACCUGGAUGAGAAUUUAAUGACUUUCGAGUGUUCCUGGAUUUGGAACAGGGCUUCAAAAUGGCCUAGUAAGAACACUCGCGUUUGGGACGAAACCUUUAUUGGUAGCAUGAAACAAAAUGUCCUACUGACAUCUUUUAAAAAGAGAAAUGUACAUUUAUACACAUUCAGCAUGUGACGAAAGAAACAUUGAGCUCUGUAAUAUAGCGAGCUAUCGAAUUAGCACUAGCUAGCAGGUUUGUUGUGCUAGGCUACGGUCACACUACCGUACAGCUCGCGAUGAGUUAUCGAUGAAAACGAGGCAUUUUGGUGGUGAUUUCCAAACCCUGCCGUGAGUAGUUUGCCAAAGAAAAAAAACAUCGCCACCAAAUUUCAACCUUGCGACAUUUUUUAGCCAAUCACGAGGCGGAGACACACCCAAAAAAAACCUCGCAAAGUUCGGAGAACAUUCGCCGUGUAUCGCAUGACAUGUGGCAACGCUAGUAAUUUUUUAUUGCCAGGUAUUUGCAAACCCAUUAUGAGCUGUAGUGUGAGCGUAGCCUUAGCUAGCUAAACAUAAUCACGGAAACAACGUGGAACAGUUUCCAAAUACACUUUGAAUGUUAAAUAUUUAGUAUCAGAUCAAACCAAUUACUGACACAUGCCUACUAAAUCCAUUUGUUAGGUAAUCUAUGUUUAAAAUUCUGUUACAGCGACUAAAGAUCUAAAUGUCAGAUCCACACACAUGCCCGCUAACAUAGUGGCUGCAUACAUUAAUAUUUUGACAAGUCAGAAUGAUAUACAGUGUAAAUAUAAAUGGUUUAUAUCAAUCUGCCUUUGACAAACUGAGCACGCUCAAAUAUAUAUAUAUAAACAUUUUUUUUUAAUUUCAGUAUGAUUGAACUACUGAAUGAGAGAUCCCCGAUUAGCAAAACAGCACAGUUAGCGCACUGAAGCGUUCCCAGUAUUUAAGGAUGCGUAUUUAUGAACGUAUAUCUGGCUAAAUAAAAGUUGUACAUAGUUUAUGGUUAUGUUCCUGUGGUGUAAAGCCGAGGGUGAGGCACAUGUGCGGAGAUUCCGCUGCAAAACUUUCAAAAUCGACAAAUCGCGAAUAACCUGGUGAUGUCAGUGUGUUAGCCACACACAUUUCUAUCCAAAACAAAUCAAAAAUAAUAUAGCUUUGCUAGCAUGACUUACCACGGGCACUUUCUUCUUCCUUCUCCUUUAUUGCCUAUCGUUCUUCUGUAUUACCUGAUAUGCUAGUUCACAGGCGUAUAGUUGCAUUAGCAUAGUGUCUGUUUAUUCCUUUAAGAUUCAUAUGCAAACGUCAAGGUGGCUAAUAAGUAAAUGCGCUAACAUAUCCACAAUAGCUUUAAGUUUGCUCAUGAAUCUUGGUUUAAUGAAAUGUUUUAGACUCCAGGAAAAAAAAAAAAAUUAGGCAUGUUUUGACUUUGUGUGUGUGUGUGUGUGUGUGUGCAUGUGUCUCACAUCAUUUCUGAGCUGAAUUCCAGUUAGUUUUGUGAGGAGGACGCAUGCUAAUUAAAUCCAACCUCGCACGCUACAUGCAAACCAUAAUGGCAAAGUGGAGGACGCUGGUGUGCAUUCCUCUCAACCGCAGCUGCACAAAACACGUUAGCGUUCGCUAAAUGUCCUCGGCCUCCUGCACACAUUCACAAACAUUGAAAAAAACAUCUAAUGUUGCUAAUUAGCACCAUCGCUAGGCACUUUCCCUCCAGGAUAAAGCGGUAGCCGCGUUUCAUUUUCUCAGCAACAAGACACGUGAUUAGCGUGAUGCUAACGUUGUGUUUUAUUACGACGAUCGGUUUUUAAUCUGUAAAGAAUCUCUAUUUUGUAGGGAAAUUUUUAAGACAAAUAAAUUAUUUUUGAAAUGUUUUAUGAGCAUAUGUACAUUUUGUACAGAUGAAAUUUUGUAUCGCGUCUUUUGUACCUAUUAUGGGUGGUUUUGGUGUUUUUUUUUCUCUUCUUUUUGGGGAAGCAGUAUGUGUUUUUAAUUCAGUGCAACUGUUAGAUAAAUCAGUGUAACACCAUUAAACGAUGAUAACUGUGCCGUGACCAGUGACUGGACCCCUUAGGUGUGUAUCAUCGCUACAGGGACAUGCCGUACCAAGGACAAAAUAAAUAAAUUUAUGAAUAACAUGUUUGGUUAAUUUUAUUUAUCACACGUGUUAGCGUUUCUACCCAGGUAGCAGAUUCAGAUGUGUAGCAUUCAUCUUAAAGGAACAGUCCACCGUACUUCCAUAAUGAAAUAUGCUCUUAUCUGAAUUGAGACGAGCUGCUCCGUACCUCUCCGAGCUUUGUGCGAC